Branchiostoma belcheri (Belcher's lancelet) is the source of this 1322-nucleotide messenger RNA. Its product is annotated as L-serine dehydratase/L-threonine deaminase-like. The transcript has 9 exons. Lineage: Eukaryota; Metazoa; Chordata; Leptocardii; Amphioxiformes; Branchiostomatidae. The coding region runs from base 257 to 1225 and encodes 322 amino acids. Gene Ontology annotation, biological process: L-serine catabolic process; L-threonine catabolic process. The record is from RefSeq and is a predicted model, not a curated record. Gene Ontology annotation, molecular function: threonine deaminase activity; L-serine ammonia-lyase activity.
AGAGCUGCAUCACGUGACAGUUGGCAGAUCUCGUUCCCUGCUCCAGUUGACCCCCGGAUGACCCCAACAGCCGGUCUCUACCGCAAGCACAGCAAACUAAAAGCUCCUACAACUUUCAAGGAACUUUUACAUCGUUCUGAAGACAUUUCUGAUACCCAGGAGUUUCUGACGUUGCUGUGCUGUGUUAGAGACCGCUGAAACCGCCACGUUACGAGUUCUGAAGCCCUAUCAGGUUACACGCCGCACCUCUGGACCAAUGAGCUACAAGGACAAGCUGUACAUCAACACGCCACUGCUCGAGAGCCACCCGCUCUCAAAGCAUGCUGGGAUUACUGUGUACCUCAAGCUGGAGAACGUCCAGCCGUCCGCGACCUUCAAGAUCCGCGGCAUCAGCCAUCUUUGUCAGAAGGCGCUGAAGGAAGGGGCCAAACACUUUGUCUGCUCCUCAGGCGGGAACGCCGGGCUUGCGGCCGCGUACUCGGCGAGAAAACUUGGCGUUCCGGCAACCAUCAUCGUCCCGGAGAGCACGCCGACCUUCACGGUGGAGCGGCUUCGGGGGGAGGGCGCCACCGUAGAGGUCGUGGGGAAGGUAUGGGAUGACUCUAACCAGCACACACUCAAGCUGGCCGAGCAGCCCGGAUUCGUGUACAUCCCUCCGUUUGACCAUCCUGUCAUCUGGGAAGGCCAUGCCAGCCUGGUGCAGGAGUUGGCUGGAACUCUACAGGACAAGCCUGGAGCUAUCAUACUGUCUGUGGGGGGAGGGGGGCUGCUGUGCGGGGUCGUGGCGGGACUCCGCAAGGUCGGCUGGACGGACGUCCCGGUGGUCGCCAUGGAAACCCAAGGUGCGGACAGCUUCAACGCAGCAGUGACUGCUGGGAAACUGGUGACCAUUCCUGACAUCACGAGUGUUGCGAAGUGCCUGGGAGCCAAAACUGUUGCACAGGAGGCUUUUAACCUCAGCAAGCAGCACCCCAUACACUCUGUUGUGGUGACUGAUGAGGAGGCUGUAGAAGCUUGUGCAAAAUUCCUAGACGAUGAGCGCCUCCUAGUGGAGCCGGCGUGUGGUGCAGCCCUGGCAGCCGUGUACAGCCGGGUGAUCUCCAGACUGCAGGACCAGGGCCGACUGCCAGGGGGCAUCGCGUCGGUGGUGGUGGUGGUCUGUGGGGGGAACAACAUCACUCUGCAGCAGCUGGACACGUGGAAAACUCAGCUCGGCCUCACGUGAGGCCGACACAAACACGAUUUGCUGUCAGAUUUUUAACCCUUGUCCUGCGGAGCCCAACAAUUGUUGUUUUGCACAUACAUUCACCAUUUAUAUAGAA